Ectocarpus siliculosus is the source of this 2741-nucleotide messenger RNA. Lineage: Eukaryota; Phaeophyceae; Ectocarpales; Ectocarpaceae. The record is from the annotation of a GenBank genome assembly.
CGUUGCUCGUCGUGUGUGGAGCAGCUAAGGCAGCGGCAUCGAGCGGCGGAAAAACUGAUUGAUGCAAGCCGGCGAAGGAGAGGGCGAGAGCGACAGCAUGUUCGUCAACAGGCCGCCACCGAGGGGGGCAUUCUCCACGCCCAGCAGGACGGGUGCUCUCGGGGGCUCGGGGGCGGGGGGCGGGGCCGUGCGGUCGAAGUGGACGAUCCUGCUCGUCGUGCUGCUCAUCGUCGCCGGCAUUUUCGUGAUGCCUAGGUUCGCAGGCGGCGGCGGCGGCAAGCUCAGGGGCUCCACGGCUAGCUCACUGGCGGAGGGAGGGCCCUUCAAGCCGGACACGUGGGACAUUCUUUUGAUCUCGGACCUGGACAAGAAGUCCAAGGUGGACGACAAGGGCAAGCAGUACCGGAGCGUGUUGCAGGCGGCGGCGCUCACCCGCGACCCCGCUACCAAGAAGUUCUCGGUGGAGAUGGGGGAGGCCACCGACCUUUUCUCGGGACACAACGAAGCAGGCCGGGGGAUGGAGCUCAGCGAGCUCAUCAACUACCGAGGGUCGCUGCUGACGGUGGACGACCGCACGGGAAUUGUCUUCGAGAUCCUGGAGGAGCAGGGGGAGCGACACAUGGCUCCGAGGUACAUCUUGCCCGAGGGGGACGGCAACCUGGACAAGGGCAUGAAGCUCGAGUGGGCCACGGAGAAGGACGGCUCCCUGGUGGUGGGCAGCUUCGGGAAGGAGUACACCGACAACGACGGCCGCAUCGUCAACACAAAUAACAACUGGAUCAUCACCAUAGACCCGCACGGGGUCAUCAGCCGGCAGGACUGGACCAAGCAAUACAACACGCUGCGCGAUAAGGUUGGGGCGACCUUCCCCGGGUACAUGAUCCACGAGUCCGCCGCCUGGAGCGACGCCCUCAACAAGUGGGUCUUCCUGCCCCGCCGCAUCAGCUCGGAGAAGUACGACGACGUUAGGGACGAGAAGAUGGGGUCGAACACGAUCCUCAUCGUGGACGAAGACUUCCGAAAAGUGGACGUGAGACACGUGGGUGACAUCGUCGAGACUCACGGGUUCUCCUCCUUCAAGUUUGUUCCCGGAACGGGGGACCAGGUAGUGGUGGCCCUCAAGAGCGAGGAGAUCGAGGAGCUGCAGACCCAGACCACCUUCGUGAUGGUCUUUACCCUGGACGGGGAGGUUCUUCUCGAGGAGAACGAGAUUCCUGGCGGUUUCAAGUUCGAAGGGCUGGAAAUCUUCCCGAUCCCCGCUUCGAGGGCAGACGUGGCCGUGGCGAAGGGAGGCAACAGAUAAAACACCAACUACGCGUUCGCGCUGCCGCCUUUUUUUUCUCGAAAUGGUCAACAACCCAAGGCAAAGACGAAGCCCCGCCCUCCUCGUCCGUUUUACCGUCCGACCGUGUUGCGCGGGAGAUACAGCAGUAGUUGCGCUGUAAAUUUCGGGGCUCUGUAUCUCGAUUCAGCAGAGAAAUCGGCGGGAAGGCUAGCUCAUCAGGUUGUCGUUCGGCGCGGUUUUGUUCUAGUCGAGGCCCGCGACAGUAGCAAUGGGGGAGGGGAAGGGGUGUUAGUGCUUAUGGUCUGUAGGCGAACUUUGCCGCAACGGAAGAGGCGGGGGGUGGGGGGGGGGGAGAGCACCGCUGUUGAAUUUUCAUGACCCCUCUCGCUGUUUUAAAGGUCUGGGUACCGCCUCCUGACGGUGUUUCAACGUCCCACCUUGCGUUUGUGCAAUUUUGGCUUGGGGAGGCUUCGUACGAAGUACUCGGUCCCGCGAAAUCCCCGCAUGUCUCCGGCAACGCCCUUGUCGAUUUGCUUCAUUUUUGUUUUUGCUGUCAUGAGUUCGGCAAUAGGGAACCACCAACCCAUCUUGUAAAGGGGGUUUCGCAACUUGUCUUCGUUCGGAAAUGUCGGGUUUUUGGCCGGCAUGGCGUGCUCCGACAUCAACAAGGCUUGUUGACCUUCAGUCUCGCAGCAUGUCUCGUCUAUCAGGCGGGCGUUGUGGGGAGCUAGGAGAGAUCAAUCACGUCUUGGACAUCCAAGCGCAGAGGCGGUCGGUUUCGUGUUCACGUGUAAUACCACUCCACGCUUCGAGGCUGAACCGAGGCGGGGAAGUGCCGAAAAAAUGCGCAAUUUACCCGUGUGCGUGGGCGGUGGCUUAUCGUGGUGUCUUCUCAUGUACGCUCAAGCGUUGUUGCUGGGGGUGUUGCUACAACAGAGCGACGAAAUGUUUGGUCCGGUUUGGGGAAUGCUGGGAGCUUGCUUAUCAUGAGUGUCUCCCGUCUCUUUCUGCGGCUGUAGCUUUUGUGAUUGCCGCCGCUGCUACCGCUCUUUUUUGGUGCCACCACUGAUGUGCCAGCUGUAGCUGUAGCUUCUUCUUUUUUUUCGUGCACUCAGUCAGGUGCCUUGUAGUCCGCGUUUGGCUCUCGUUAGUGCCGCGGUUUGGGCGCACGCUGGGUGUGUCUUUUAAUGAUUUUGCCUGCCCAUUUUAUUUGUGUGCCUACAUUCUGUACCACAUUCAUUCCUCCCUUUUUGUUUUCACUAGGAGACAGUCGCUGCGCUACGCCCCUCCCCGGGUAAAGGGUAGCCAACCUCUGUAUUGUCUUGGCUAGGGUAGGCGACGCUUAGCUUGCGCUGUCUCUGCUCUUGAGGUUGCCUUUUUCGGGAAGGCAGCCGGUCGUUGUGAUCACUGCUCUUUCCGAGUCGGGUUUAACCUCAUGCAAGUGCCCGUAAAUGGA